This is a messenger RNA of Brienomyrus brachyistius, 3409 nucleotides long. It is a transcript of the gene prpf40a, whose product is annotated as PRP40 pre-mRNA processing factor 40 homolog A. Lineage: Eukaryota; Metazoa; Chordata; Actinopteri; Osteoglossiformes; Mormyridae. Gene Ontology annotation, cellular component: U2-type prespliceosome; U1 snRNP. Gene Ontology annotation, molecular function: protein binding; RNA binding. The record is from RefSeq and is a predicted model, not a curated record. The transcript has 27 exons. Gene Ontology annotation, biological process: mRNA cis splicing, via spliceosome. The coding region runs from base 70 to 2799 and encodes 909 amino acids.
CUAAAGAAACAAGCCAAUCGGAUGACACGUUAAUCCGAGGUGGAAAAGAAGGGUUGUUCGGUGUUCAACAUGUCGUCGGCAGAUGGUGGUAAUGGCCCCGGCCAGCCUGCGCCUUUUCCGGGUGUUCCCCCAUCUGGCAUGCCUCCACCGUUUAUGGGCCCACCCGGGAUGCCGCCCCAUUACCCGCCUAUGGGGAUGCCACCAAGCAUGGCGCCCAUGCCCCCCGGCAUGAUGCCCCCGAUGAUGCCCCCGAUGGGAGGCCCGCCCAUGGGGCAGAUGCCGGGCAUGAUGCCGCCUAUGAUGCCAGGAAUGAUGAUGCCCCCUCGGAUGACAGCCGCGGCCAUGCAGCCGACGGGACCGCCGGGUGUCAGCCCAGCAGAGGUGGCCGCUUCAUCUGCUUCUGGAACAUUGACGAGCAGUCCGGCUGUGAGCACCAUGCAGCAAGGUGUAACAGCCAGUCCAAAGGACGAGCAGACAAAGAAGAAGUCGGUUUGGACGGAGCACAAGUCUGUGGAUGGGAAGACGUACUACUACAACACAGAAACUAAGCAGUCCACCUGGGAGAAGCCCGACGACCUCAAGUCCCCGGCCGAGCAACUGUUGUCCAAGUGCCCCUGGAAAGAGUACAAGUCUGACACUGGGAAGCCAUAUUACUACAACUCUCAGACGAAGGAGUCCCGCUGGACCAAGCCGAAGGAGCUGGAGGAUUUAGAAGCUAUGAUAAACAGUGAAGAAAAUGGGUCCACGGAACCCGCUGUCAGCACGGCCCCCACGUCGGUCACCCAGGUGGAGAGCGUUGUUGCCGUGACAACCACAACGGCUACACCAGAGACGGAGACCAUCGCUCCGGCUGUUGUUGAGGAGCAGGUGCCUCAGGCAGCAGUGGUGACGGCGACUGUGCCGGCAGCCGAAGUCAGCACAGAGACGCCGGUCAGCUCCUCGGAGACCACACCUGUGGUUGAGACCCCCGUCAGUACGGAUACCCCUAAAGAGGAGGAGAGACCUGAGCUCGUGAAGAAGGUCUACAAAUGGAAUACGAAGGAGGAAGCCAAGCAGGCGUUCAAGGAACUUCUGAAGGAGAAGGGAGUCUCCUCCACUGCGUCUUGGGAGCAGGCAAUGAAGAUGAUCAUCAACGACCCUCGCUACAGCGCACUGCCCAAGCUGAGCGAGAAGAAGCAGGCCUUCAACGCCUACAAGGUGCAGACGGAGAAGGAGGAGAAGGAAGAGGCCCGGAUCAAGUACAAGGAGUCCAAAGAGACGUUCCAGCGCUUCUUGGAGAACCAUGACAAGAUGACGUCCACGACCAGAUACAAGAAGGCAGAGCAAAUGUUUGGAGAGUUGGAGGUGUGGACGACCGUUCCUGAGCGUGACCGACUGGAGAUCUAUGAGGAUGUCCUCUUUUACUUGGCCAAAAAGGAGAAGGAGCAAUCGAAGCACUUGAGAAAACGCAACUGGGAGGCCCUGAAGAACAUCCUGGACAACAUGGCAAACGUGACGUACCGUACCACAUGGUCAGAGGCCCAGCAGUACCUACUGGACAACCCCACGUUCGCUGAGGAUGAGGAACUGCAGAACAUGGACAAGGAAGAUGCCCUUAUCUGUUUUGAGGAGCACAUCCGUGCCCUGGAAAAAGAGGAGGAGGAGGAAAAGCAAAAAUCUCUUCUUCGGGAGAGGCGAAGACAGCGGAAGAACAGGGAAUGCUUCCAGAAAUUUCUGGAUGAGCUCCAUGACCAUGGGCAGCUCCACUCAAUGUCCUCCUGGAUGGAGAUGUAUCCUACUAUCAGCUCUGACAUCCGCUUUUCCAAUAUGCUCGGCCAGAUUGGUAAGAUGGUCAUCCCCACAGGGUCUACGCCUCUGGAUCUGUUCAAGUUCUAUGUGGAGGAUCUGAAGGCACGUUAUCAUGAUGAGAAGAGAAUCAUCAAGGACAUCCUGAAGGACAAAGGCUUCAACGUGGAGGUGAACACCGCCUUCGAGGACUUUGGCUCGGUGAUCAGCUCUGAUAAAAGGGCGACGACACUUGACGCCGGAAAUAUCAAGCUCGCCUUUAACAGUUUACUGGAAAAAGCAGAAGCACGAGAAAGAGAGCGAGAGAAAGAGGAGGCGAGGAAGAUGAAGAGGAAGGAGGCCGCUUUCAAGAGCAUGCUGAAGCAGGCCACCCCACCCCUGGAGCCCAACUCCACUUGGGAGGGUGUCAGGGAUAGAUUCCUGAAGGAAUCAGCAUUUGAAGAUAUCACUCUAGAAUCCGAAAGAAAGAGGAUAUUCAAGGACUUCAUUCAUGUUCUGGAGCAUGAGUGCCAGCACCAUCACUCGAAGAACAAGAAGCAUUCCAAGAAGUCGAAGAAGCACCACAGGAAGCGUUCCCGGUCCCGCUCGGGGUCCGAGUCAGAGGAGGACGACUAUCACACAAAAAAGAAAAAGCGUUCGCUGUCCAAGUCCCCCUCGGAGCGCUCGUCCAGCGGCGAGUCCGAGAGAAGUUCCAAAAAAUCAAAGAAGCACAAGAAGAAGGGAAAGAAGAGACGACACAAGUCUGGCUCCCCGGAGUCCGAGGGGGAACGGGAGAGGAAAGGGCGAGACAGGGCCCGAGAGAGGGAGCGAGAGCGCGAGAGGGAAAAGGAACGGGAGCGGGAUAAGGAGAACGACAAGUCCAGGGGGAAGCCGCGGGUGGAGCCCAAGCCCAAGUCCCCCAAAAGGAAAUCCGCUAAGGAGGAGGGUGGCUGGGAUACCUCAGGCAGUGAGCUGAGCGAAGGGGAGCUGGAGAAAAGGAGGAGGACUCUACUGGAGCAGCUGGAUGCCCCCUGAGGCUCCGCCUCCCUCUGCCCUGCUGUCUGCAUUCCCAUCAUUGAAUGAUGAUGUAAGAGCCAUGCUUUGGCUGUUAUUAAAGUUUUGGUUAGUUUAAUACACAGAAUUCUGAGCCCCUGAAAUGUCCAUGCACCACUCUUUUGUUAUCAACCCCUCCUCCCCUCCUUUUUUUGUAGGGAAACCCCUUUUAUCAGUAGUUGUACAUAUUUGAGUAGGAAUGGAGCCUUUUUGACAAUUGCAGAGGCCUCAGACCAAUACAGAUAAGCAUGUUCUGGGUUAUUGAUGCGUCACAUCCCUUACCCACAAACCCACGUAUCUCCAGUUACUUUGCACUGCCGCACAAAGUGCUGACUCUCCAGGGAAGAUGGCUACUUCCAUAGGGGGGCAAUUGAUUCUUUUUAAAGGCAGUGAAUUUCUUGUACUUUUUUUUUUUUUUUGUCACAAAGUGCCAGAGGUGAACUUAUCUUCGUCCGUCUGUCAGCCAUGUUGUUCCUUUUGAUUUUUGGCGUCAGUUAAAUGGGGCUUGAGCUGGAAGGCAGUUAAAUCUGUGUGGCGCUUGUGGCUUCCUUUUAAAUCAUUCUGAAACAUUAAAUAAAAGCCUAGAACCGGG